This is a messenger RNA of Synchiropus splendidus (mandarinfish), 1669 nucleotides long. RefSeq names its product protein kinase C and casein kinase substrate in neurons protein 2-like. The transcript has 10 exons. Gene Ontology annotation, biological process: plasma membrane tubulation; cytoskeleton organization; regulation of endocytosis. The record is from RefSeq and is a predicted model, not a curated record. Gene Ontology annotation, molecular function: protein binding; phospholipid binding. The coding region runs from base 184 to 1344 and encodes 386 amino acids. Lineage: Eukaryota; Metazoa; Chordata; Actinopteri; Syngnathiformes; Callionymidae. Gene Ontology annotation, cellular component: plasma membrane; cytoplasm; endosome.
GUAACUUUAAGUGCAUGACGAGAAGUGGGUCAUUGAGGGAGCAGAGAGGGAGAGAAUCAUGUGUUAGAGGAGGAGAGACAGUGGCUGAAGGGGGAGACGGACACCGGCAUGGAGAGAGACCCUCUGCAGCUCUUUGACUAAACUAUCCGCUGAUCCUGGAAAUAGAGAAGAGUCUUCAUCACCAUGGCGACUCACCCUAAGGACCCUCCCGAGGAUGUGACCAAGCAGAGCUUCUGGAUGCCGGGGAACUACGCCCGAACGGUUCGCCGCACCGAUCAGUCGUUCCAAGCUUGCAAUGACAUCGUGGCCUGCUUCGCAGAGAGAGCCAAGGUGGAGAAGCAGUACGCCCAGCAGCUUAGCCAGUGGAGCAGCAAGUGGAAGUCAGUGGUGGAUUCCAGGCCACUGUACGGCUCCCUCAUGAGAGCCUGGGAGAGCUUCUUCACCUCCACUGAGCGACUGUCAGCCCUGCACUCCUCCAUCUCUCAGUCCCUGGUGGCUGAAGAAGGUGAGCGAGUGAAGACCUGGCAGAAGGAGAUCUUUCCUAAAAAGCUCUUCUGUGGCUUCAGAGAAACAUAUGACAACAGAAGCAGCUUUUCACGAGCACAGAAGCCCUGGACAAAAAAGCUGAUAAAGUUGGAGAAGGCGCAGGCUGCGUAUCACAAGUCGUGUCAGAGGGAACAAGCAGCCAUCGACAAGGAGAAGCAGGCCAAUGAAAAUGCUGAAAUGAGUCCGGAGAAAAAGCAGAAGUUCAUAGUGGCCAAAGAAAAGGCCGCUGAGGACAAGGAGAAGACGAGAGAGUUCUAUGAGAAGAUGCUGGAGGACGUGACAGCCUACACACCUCGCUACAUGGAGGAGAUGGAGGCCAUUUUCGACCAGUCGCAGGAGGAGGAGAGGAAGAGGAUCAGCUUUUUGAAGCAGGCCUUCCUCUCCAUCCACAGACACCUGGACAUCACCAACAAUGAGAGUGUGAAGGCGGUGUACAGUGAACUCCACCACACCCUGAUGUCCAUUGAUGAGCAGGAGGACCUGAAGUGGUGGAAGAACCAUCAUGGCCCUGGCAUGGCCACCAACUGGCCCCAAAUAGAGGAGUGGGUCCCACCUGUGAAGAAGAUGAAGAGAAAGAAGAAGGAUCAGAAAGGAACAAGUCGACCCGUGAUGAUCGGAGGUGUGAAGGUGCGAGCCUUGUACGACUACGUGGGAGAGGAGGGGGAUGAGCUUUCCUUCAAAGCAGGAGAGGUGUUCCUGAAGGUGGAGGAGGAGGACGACCAGGGCUGGUGUCGAGGGGUCCUGAGCGGAGGGAAAGAGGGCUUCUAUCCAGCCAACUAUGUGGAAGUUGUGGAGUGAUCCAACCAUCUAAAGAUAGCAUUUAUCAUCUUACAUGGCUGAUCUUGUCACACGUUACUCUGAGUGCCUGGCUGCAGUUAUUAAAGUGCUUCCCUGGAGUCCUAGCCUCCAGGUUUGACUGCCAAUUUUCAAGAUAAGAAUGUAGUGUGUGUGUGUGUUUGUUUGUCUAUUUAUUUAUAACUGACUUUAUUUUUCAAAUCCUUGAUGGGUACACAACCUUUGUGCUGACAUGUGUUGACAGUUAACCGAGCAUGCCCACCAGCUUCUUGUGCAAUUGCUGUAUGACGCUGAACCACACUGGGAAAAUGGAUUUCAAAAUAAAAGA